AUGCUGCCCCUAAGGCAGAGGAGGCGACACCAGGGGAGAGGAGUCAAAACAAAGGAGGAGGAGGCGACACCAGGGGAGAGGAGUCAAAUCCAAGGAGGAGGAGGCGACACCAGGGGAGAGGAGUCAAAACCAAGGAGGAGGAGGCGACACCAGGGGAGAGGAGUCAAAACCAAGGAGGAGGAGGCGACACCAGGGGAGAGGAGUCAAAACCAAGGAGGAGGAGGCGACACCAGGGGAGAGGAGUCAAAACCAAGGAGGAGGAGACGACACCAGGGGAGAGGAGUCAAAACCAAGGAGGAGGAGGCGACACCAGGGGAGAGGAGUCAAAACCAAGGAGGAGGAGGCGACACCAGGGGAGAGGAGUCAAAACCAAGGAGGAGGAGGCGACACCAGGGGAGAGGAGUCAAAACCAAGGAGGAGGAGGCGACACCAGGGGAGAGGAGUCAAAACCAAGGAGGAGGAGGCGACACCAGAGGAGAGGAGUCAAAACCAAGGAGGAGGAGGCGACACCAGGAGAGAGGAGUGAAAACCAAGGAGGAGGAGGAGGCGACACCAGGGGAGAGGAGUCAAAACCAAGGAGGAGGAGGCGACACCAGGGGAGAGGAGUCAAAACCAAGGAGGAGGAGGCGACACCAGGGAAGAGGAGACAAAACCAAGGAGGAGGAGGCGACACCAGGGGAGAGGAGUCAAAACCAAGGAGGAGGAGGCGACACCAGGGGAAAGGAGUCAAAACCAAGGAGGAGGCGACACCAGGGGAGAGGAGUCAAGACCAAGGAGGAGGAGGCGACACCAGGGGAGAGGAGUCAAAACCAAGGAGGAGGAGGCGACACCAGGGGAGAGGAGUCAAAACCAAGGAGGAGGAGGCGACACCAGGGGAGAGGAGUCAAAACCAAGGAGGAGGAGGCGACACCAGGGGAGAGGAGUCAAAACCAAGGAGGAGGAGGCGACACCAGGGGAGAGGAGUCAAAACCAAGGAGGAGGAGGCGACACCAGGGGAGAGGAGUCAAAACCAAGGAGGAGGAGGCGACACCAGGGGAGAGGAGUCAAAACCAAGGAGGAGGAGGCGACACCAGGGGAGAGGAGUCAAAACCAAGGAGGAGGAGGCGACACCAGGGGAGAGGAGUCAAAACCAAGGAGGAGGAGGCGACACCAGGGGAGAGGAGUCAAAACCAAGGAGGAGGAGGCGACACCAGAGGAGAGGAGUCAAAACCAAGGAGGAGGAGGCGACACCAGGAGAGAGGAGUGAAAACCAAGGAGGAGGAGGAGGCGACACCAGGGGAGAGGAGUCAAAACCAAGGAGGAGGAGGCGACACCAGGGGAGAGGAGUCAAAACCAAGGAGGAGGAGGCGACACCAGGGGAGAGGAGUCAAAACCAAGGAGGAGGAGGAGGCGACACCAGGGGAGAGGAGUCAAAACCAAGGAGGAGGAGGCGACACCAGGGGAGAGGAGUCAAAACCAAGGAGGAGGAGGCGACACCAGGGAAGAGGAGACAAAACCAAGGAGGAGGAGGCGACACCAGGGGAGAGGAGUCAAAACCAAGGAGGAGGAGGCGACACCAGGGGAGAGGAGUCAAAACCAAGGAGGAGGAGGCGACACCAGGGGAGAGGAGUCAAAACCAAGGAGGAGGAGGCGACACCAGGGGAGAGGAGUCAAAACCAAGGAGGAGGAGGCGACACCAGGGGAGAGGAGUCAAAACCAAGGAGGAGGAGGCGACGCCAGGGGAGAGGAGUCAAAACCAAGGAGGAGGAGGCGACACCAGGGGAGAGGAGUCAAAACCAAGGAGGAGGAGGCGACACCAGGGGAGAGGAGUCAAAACCAAGGAGGAGGAGGCGACACCAGGGGAGAGGAGUCAAAACCAAGGAGGAGGAGGCGACACCAGGGGAGAGGAGUCAAAACCAAGGAGGAGGAGGCGACACCAGGGGAGAGGAGUCAAAACCAAGGAGGAGGAGGCGACGCCAGGGGAGAGGAGUCAAAACCAAGGAGGAGGAGGCGACACCAGGGGAGAGGAGUCAAAACCAAGGAGGAGGAGGCGACACCAGGGGAGAGGAGUCAAAACCAAGGAGGAGGAGGCGACACCAGGGGAGAGGAGUCAAAACCAAGGAGGAGGAGGCGACACCAGGGGAGAGGAGUCAAAACCAAGGAGGAGGAGGCGACACCAGGGGACAGGAGUCAAAACCAAGGAGGAGGAGGCGACGCCAGGGGAGAGGAGUCAAAACCAAGGAGGAGGAGGCGACACCAGGGGAGAGGAGUCAAAACCAAGGAGGAGGAGGCGACACCAGGGGAGAGGAGUCAAAGCCAAGGAGGAGGAGGCGACACCAGGGGAGAGGAGUCAAAACCAAGGAGGAGGAGGCGACACCAGGGGAGAGGAGUCAAAACCAAGGAGGAGGAGGCGACACCAGGGGAGAGGAGUCAAAACCAAAGAGGAGGAGGCGACACCAGGGGAGAGGAGUCAAAACCAAGGAGGAGGAGGCGACACCAGGGGAGAGGAGUCAAAACCAAGGAGGAGGAGGCGACACCAGGGGAGAGGAGUCAAAACCAAGGAGGAGGAGGCGACACCAGGGGAGAGGAGUCAAAACCAAGGAGGAGGAGGCGACACCAGGGGAGAGGAGUCAAUACCAAGGAGGAGGAGGCGACACCAGGGGAGAGGAGUCAAAACCAAGGAGGAGGAGGCGACACCAGGGGAGAGGAGUCAAAACCAAGGAGGAGGAGGCGACACCAGGGGAGAGGAGUCAAAACCAAGGAGGAGGAGGCGACACCAGGGCAGAGGAGUCAAAACCAAGGAGGAGGAGGCGACACCAGGGGAGAGGAGUCAAAACCAAGGAGGAGGAGGCGACACCAGUGGAGAGGAGUCAAAACCAAGGAGGAGGAGGCGACACCAGGGGAGAGGAGUCAAAACCAAGGAGGAGGAGGCGACACCAGGGACAGGAGUCAAAACCAAGGAGGAGGAGGCGACGCCAGGGGAGAGGAGUCAAAACCAAGGAGGAGGAGGCGACACCAGGGGAGAGGAGUCAAAACCAAGGAGGAGGAGGCGACACCAGGGGAGAGGAGUCAAAACCAAGGAGGAGGAGGCGACACCAGGGCAGAGGAGUCAAAACCAAGGAGGAGGAGGCGACACCAGGGGAGAGGAGUCAAAACCAAGGAGGAGGAGGCGACACCAGUGGAGAGGAGUCAAAACCAAGGUGGAGGAGGCGACACCAGGGGAGAGGAGUCAAAACCAAGGAGGAGGAGGCGACACCAGGGGAGAGGAGUCAAAACCAAAGAGGAGGAGGCGACACCAGGGGAGAGGAGUCAAAACCAAGGAGGAGGAGGCGACGCCAGGGGAGAGGAGUCAAAACCAAGGAGGAGGAGGCGACACCAGGGGAGAGGAGUCAAAACCAAGGAGGAGGAGGCGACACCAGGGGAGAGGAGUCAAAACCAAGGAGGAGGAGGCGACACCAGGGGAGAGGAGUCAAAACCAAGGAGGAGGAGGCGACACCAGGGGAGAGGAGUCAAAACCAAGGAGGAGGAGGCGACACCAGUGGAGAGGAGUCAAAACCAAGGAGGAGGAGGCGACACCAGGGGAGAACGAGAGCACCUCUGGAGCAGUGGAAAACGAGAGCAGAAAACGCGGUGGUGGCGAGAGAAGGAGGGAAGCGAGGGGAGUACCUUGCGUGGUGA
Molecule: messenger RNA, 3657 nt
Organism: Closterium sp. Naga37s-1
Lineage: Eukaryota; Viridiplantae; Streptophyta; Zygnematophyceae; Desmidiales; Closteriaceae
Source: the annotation of a GenBank genome assembly